UUUCAGCUGAGAUGGCGGCGGCGGCGUCACGUGAAGCCGGCGGAGGCCCUGGUAGCAUGGAGGCGGCGGAUGGGACACAGCAAGAGGAAGAGGUCGAGGAACAAUUAGUUGUGGUAGAAUUGUCUGGAAUAAUCGAUUCAGACUUUCUGGAAAAAUGUGAUAAUAAAUGCAAGAUUUUGGGGGUGGCAUAGAAUGGCUGGAUCUUAAGGACAAAGACUUCUCAUACAGCAGACCAAACAUGAUUUGCAAUUUCUUGUAUGAAAAAGAUGAUGAAACAGCUGAAUCCCAGGAUAAGCUGGCAGAAGAAUCUGAAGAAGAAGCCAGUGACCAAGGAAACAUGGAUUGGGAUUUGGAACCCGGGAUUACAGCUGACAUUGCAAAGGAUGACGCUGAACCUCUUUUGGAUACACCAGAUCCCAUCACAGAGAAUCCUUCCAUAGAGAACACUCAGAACAUGGCUUCAGAAGAGCCUCCACAUUGAUAUAAGUUGUUUGAUCGAGCAGCAGUCCCUUUAUAGGAUAAACUGACUGAUACCUGAUAUGUACAUUAGAAAGCCUCUGAAUUCGUAUGCAAAUUAUUUUGUGAAAGUUUUGUUAGGAUCACAUUCCUUUGGUGAUAUUGAUCUAAUACAUUUCCUAAGUUCUCUGUACCUCUUUGUUAAAGGAAUUGGAAAGUGGAAAGAGAGGCUUCUGUUGAACUUGGAAGCCCUUAUUUUGAUUACAGAUUCCCUUCUCUUGCCUUCUCCCAGUUAGUUCCUUUGCUUACUAUCUUGUCUGGUGAAGAAUUCUGAAGAACUCAAGUUUGUUUUCUAUUUUGUGAUUUUGAUAUAAUAAAAGAUGCAACUCUAA
Thamnophis sirtalis is the source of this 848-nucleotide messenger RNA. The record is from RefSeq and is a predicted model, not a curated record. NCBI's taxonomy places the organism in Eukaryota, Metazoa, Chordata, Lepidosauria, Squamata, Natricidae.